This is a messenger RNA of Pseudopodoces humilis (Tibetan ground-tit), 684 nucleotides long. NCBI's taxonomy places the organism in Eukaryota, Metazoa, Chordata, Aves, Passeriformes, Paridae. The record is from RefSeq and is a predicted model, not a curated record.
AUGAGAGAUGAAAUUGCUGCCACGGUUUUCUUCAUCACAAAGUUGGUGAAGAAGGAAGAAAAGCUGAGCAAGCAUGAAAUUGAUAAGUUUGCAGCACAGCUGACCAUGGUCCUGUUUGAAAAGUACAGAAAUCACUGGUACCUGGACAAUCCAUCCCGAGGCCAAGCCUUCAGGUGUAUCAGGAUCAACAAACAACAGGCACGGGAUCCCCUGCUGGAGCAGGCUUGUGUGGAGAGCGACGUGGACUUCAGCCUGCUGGGCUUGCCCAAGGAGAUGACGCUGUGGGUGGAUCCCUUCGAGGUGUGUUGCAGGUACGGAGAGAGGAACCGGCCCUUCACCGUGGCACGCUUUGAUGGGGAGGAGAACUCUGAGCUGCCCCAGCAGAUCAGCCUGGCCGUGGGCAGGGCGGCCCUGGACUAUCAGUCGGGCAGCUCCUCGGAUGAGGAGAGCUUCAGCAAGCAGCCCAAAGCCAUCCCCACCGUCAGCAACCCCAACAGCGUCUACCAGUUUGGUGACUUCUACAAGGCUGCCCCACAGGCCUGGUGGCUGUACCUGCACAGGAGGCCCCACGUGGCCGAGGGAUUCCAUUUUGGCCAGCACAGGGCCUCCAGGACCUACAGGCCCACGGCCGCUUUCGCUGGCCCGCGUGUGGACAGGUACCACUGGGUCAACAACAAGAGGUAG